This is a messenger RNA of Dermatophagoides pteronyssinus (European house dust mite), 2098 nucleotides long. RefSeq names its product methylenetetrahydrofolate reductase (NADPH)-like. The record is from RefSeq and is a predicted model, not a curated record. Gene Ontology annotation, molecular function: methylenetetrahydrofolate reductase [NAD(P)H] activity; FAD binding. Lineage: Eukaryota; Metazoa; Arthropoda; Arachnida; Sarcoptiformes; Pyroglyphidae. Gene Ontology annotation, biological process: tetrahydrofolate interconversion. Gene Ontology annotation, cellular component: cytosol.
AAAAUGACUAUUGUUGUUGUUGUUGUUGUUGCAGUAAUAUUUUGCCAAUCAUCAUCAUCAACAUUCGUAUUUUACAAAAAAGAUGUUUGAAAUUGCCAAAAUCGAUGAAAACGAUAAUCGAAAAUAUGUAUCAUUGGCCGAUCGAAUACGUGAAAGAUCGAUUAAACAACAACAAUAUGAUCGAUUUUUUUCUGUGGAAUUUUUUCCAGCACGAACCGUUCAAGGUGCAAAAAAUUGGAUAAAACUUGUUGAAAAUUAUUCGGAUGGUGAUCCACUUUAUUGUGAUAUAACAUGGCAUUCAGCUGGUAAUCCUGAUUCCAAUGCACCAACAUCAUCAUUAAUGAUGGCAAAUGUUGCAUUAAAUUAUUGUCAAUUAGAAACAAUGCUUCAUAUUACAUGUAUCGAUUUAACAUGUAAACAAUUGAAUCAAUAUUUACAACGUGCUAAACAUUAUGGUAUACGUAAUAUAAUGGCAUUAAGAGGUGAUCGACAUGAUGAUGAUGAUCAUCAAACAGACAAUCAUCAAUUUCAAUAUGCAGCCGAUUUAGUCCAAUAUAUUCGUCAUCAUUAUGGUGAAUAUUUUACUAUUGUUGUUGCUGGUUAUCCCAUACCACAUCCAGAAUCUCAAGAUAAACAACAUGAUCGUCAAUGUUUAAAGAAAAAAGUUUUGAUUGGUGCUGAUUAUAUUAUUACACAGCUAUUUUUUCAAUGUGAAGAUUAUGUUGAAUUUGUUGAGGAAUGUCGUCAAAUUGGUAUCAAUGUACCAAUUAUUCCCGGUAUUUGUGCUAUAAAUAGUUUUGAAUCAUUGGUUAAAUUUUCAAAAUUAUCAGCUGUACCGAUACCAUCGGAAUUAUUCGAUCGAUUAGAACAAGUACGUUCAGAUCAACAAGCUGUACAACAAUUAGGAAUCAAUUAUCUUACCAAUCUUUGUCGACAAUUAUUAGCUACAAAUCUUUUCCCAGGAAUUCAUUUCUAUACACUAAAUCAAUCAUCAAUUAUACAAGUGAUAAAAAAUUGUGGUUUAUGGGGUAAAUGUUCAAUCAUACCAUGGAGACAAUCACAACAUUAUAAACGUAUAAAUGAAUCAAUUCGUCCGAUUUUCUGGUCAAAUCGUCCAAAAAGUUAUAUUCAUCGAACACGAAAAUGGACGCAAUUUCCAACAACAAAUUGGUCAACAGAAUUUUCCUCGAAUCUUGAUUCAACAAGUUUAACAGAUUUUCCACAAUAUUUAAAUUUUAAUCUAUCACCGGAUACAAAGAAACGUUUGUCCGAAUGUGAAAAUCUUCAACAACUGUACGCAAUAUUUGAUGAUUUUUAUUCAUCAACCAUCAAUCAAUCAACAACAAAAACAACAAUCAAUUUGGAUAGAAAUAAUAAUGAUAUUGAUCAAAAUAGUACCAGACAAUCAUUACGACGAUUAUCAUUACCAUGGAUUAAUGUGGUGAACGAUCAAUAUAUAGAGUCAUUAUAUCAAAAAUAUGGCCAAUUUAUAUCCAAAGGUUUAAUGGUUACUAAUUAUCUACCUGCCAUAAAUGGUUACAAUAAUGAUAAAAUCAUUUACACUUGUAAAAAUGAAAAAAAUAGCUACAUUUAUCAUCAAAAAGAAUACAUUGAAUUUUUUAUUCAUAUCAGACAUUUAUCUUUGUUACAAUCAUGGCUACUGGAUAAAGAUUAUCAACAUGAAAUUAGUUUUAUGGCGUGUAAUGAAGAUAAAAGUAUCCGAUUAACAAAUUGGUCAUCAACAGAACAGGAGCAGCAUCAGCAACUUCCACUUGUCAUUGCAUGGUUGAGAUUAUCAAAUACAGAUCAAUUACGACAACGACGACGACCGGUUUAUAUAGCCGAUAUGAAAACAUUUGAUGUAUGGUUAAAUGAAACAUAUUCAUUAUGGAAUGAAUUGAUUAAUGAAACACCUACGUUGAUUAUUAAUGGCAGUAUUAACGAACAAAAUGAAACAAACAACAACAACAAAAAAGUGUUGGCACACGUACGAAAUGAACUUAUUUUAGUCUGUAUGAUUGAUAAUCGAUAUGGCCAUUCAUCAUCAUCGUCGUCAUCGUCAUUCAGUCAGUUAUUCGCCCACAUUUUUUCUCAGUAA